Spodoptera exigua (beet armyworm) is the source of this 6659-nucleotide messenger RNA. NCBI's taxonomy places the organism in Eukaryota, Metazoa, Arthropoda, Insecta, Lepidoptera, Noctuidae. The record is from the annotation of a GenBank genome assembly.
AUGUAUCGCGACCCCGGACUGGAGCAGGAGAUGGAUCGGGUUGGUUUUUGUUCAGGGUCUGACAUUCUCUAUCGUCCCACACUCCCACCCAGGACGGCAGAACGGAGUGCAGGAUGGGAGACACAUCGCGUCCGGCUCAACCGUGUUCCAGGUUAUGGGUUCGGCAUCGCAGUCUCCGGCGGCAGGGACAACCCACACUUCGCUAGUGGUGACCCUUCCAUUGCAGUCUCCGAUGUCUUACGAGGAGGACCAGCCGAAGAUAAGCUUCAGGUGAACGACAGAAUAGUGUCAGUAAACGGAGUGCCUUUAGAAAAUGUGGAGUAUGCGAGAGCAGUGCAAGUGUUGCGCGACAGUGGCGCUACCGUGUCGUUGGUGGUGCGGCGACGUGCGCCUGCGCCGCCCCCCACUGCGCCCACCACUAUCAAACUAUCACUCACUAGGAAUGGAAAGAAAGAAGAUUUUGGAAUAGUAUUAGGAUGCAAACUUUACGUGAAAGAAUUGACGUUGCGAGCCAGAGAACAGCUGAACCAAGGAGGCCAGGGUCUUUGUGAGGGGGACAUGGUGACGAGGAUCAACAAUACUCCAGUGACAGAUGCCAUGACCCUCAAAGAAGCCAGGAAACUAAUAGAAUCCUGUAAAGACCGCUUGAAUCUGGUGGUGACGAGAGAACUGAUCAGAGAGGAAACUGUCACGAAUGGGAACUAUCAGAAUAAUUACAACAGUCUUGAAGCCACUCCCCACAACGUAUAUGGAGCUGCGGAAGCUUCUCCAGGGUACUCAAGUAGUGGUCAGAACUUGUAUGUAGCGGCGCCGGUUAGAGGUGGAGACGCACGGAGAGGCCCCAUGUCUCAUGAACAGCUGGACCAACCACCUAGACCGCCACCACCGAGGAAUGAAGAUUACUAUAGCAGUAGAAGACAACUCUAUGAAGAAGAAGCGAUGAAUAAUCAAAGAAACAAACCAACGAAUGAACCAAGGUUGAUAAGUUUCCAAAAGGAGGGUUCUGUUGGACUUCGGUUGUGUGGCGGUAACCGGUCCGGGGUGUUCGUGUCGGGCGUACAGCCUACCAGCCCCGCCGCACUACAGGGACUACAACCGGCUGAUAAAAUACUUAAGGUAAACGAUAUGGAAAUGAAGGGAGUGACGCGAGAGGAAGCCGUACUUUUUCUGCUGAGCCUACAGGAGCGCAUCGACCUCAUAGUUCAGCACUCGCCUGAUGAAUACAAUGCAGUUGCAAGUGGACAAAUGCCGGGUGACUCAUUCCAUAUAAAGACUCAUUUCCACUACACGGAACCGACGGAUGGAGAGAUGUCGUUCAGAUGUGGCGACGUAUUCCACGUGGUCGAUACACUGCACAACGGCACUGUGGGAGCUUGGCAGGUUUAUAGGAUAGGACGCAACAACCAAGAAGUGCAAAAGGGCACAAUUCCAAACAAGGCACGCGCUGAAGAGCUGGCAACAGCGCAAUUUAACGCGACGAAGAAGGAGAUGAGUGGCAACGACGGAAAACACAACUUCUUUAGAAGACGUCGUUCUACGCAUCGACGUAGCAAGAGUUUGGGCAAGGAACACUGGGAUGAGGUGGUCCUAUCAGACAGUAUCAGCAAGUUCCCGGCGUACGAGCGAGUAGUGCUGAAGCAGCCUGGCUUCGUGCGGCCCGUCAUCGUGCUGGGGGCCGUCGCGGACAUCGCCAGGGAACGACUGCUCACUGAGAGCCCUGAUAAAUUCUCUUCACCAAAAAUGGAUAGCACAUUAGAAGAUACCAAAACGAAGUCCGCCGGUAUAAUCCGCCUAUCGAGCAUUAGAACUAUAAUGGAGAGAGGCAAGCACGCCUUACUGGACAUUACGCCCAAUGCAGUGGACAGACUCAACUACGCCCAAUUCUACCCAAUUGUGAUAUUCCUCAAAGCUGAUAAUAAACAUAUUAUCAAACAGCUGAGAGCCGGGCUACCUAAGUCUGCUCACAAAUCAUCAAAGAAGCUUCUAGAACAGUGCCAACACAUGGAACGAGUAUGGGGUCACGUGUUUACACACACAAUCACACUAAGUGAAGCCAAUCAAAAUACUUGGUUUAGCAAACUGAUAGACUUGAUACAGAGGACGCAGCAACAGCAAUUAUGGGUGUCGGAGACUAAGAGGCCAGAGCCGUUGUCCGACGAUUUCUUGUUCUCAAUGUCGUCGAGUACUGAGAACCGGCUCUCGUAUGCUUCGAGUCCUGAAAGUGACUUGGAAGUGAGUCCCCCGCCAGCUCCGAGACUGGUCAAGUCUUCGUCAGACCCCUCAAUAGCAACCACGCAAGAUAAUAUGGACCGAGACGACGAUAUCAACCACAUGAACGAUGCUGUGCCACCACCUUAUACGCAAGGCGGCUAUGGUGACAGCAAGUAUGGGUUCUCAGCGACUACAAAUGGAGCCCCAACGAAUGGUGUAAACCAUAACCAGACGCACAGUCUGGGUAACAAUGAAGCGCCGCCGUAUCAAUGCAAUCCUAUGACACACUCGCCGCCACAUUCUCCGUUAUAUGGAACUGUACCAGAGUUACCCCCACGUGGUACUGUGAGCAGACCAGCUGGGGGAGUGCUCCUGCCAGCGCCACCUCCCGGCCGACCACCGCACAACCUACGACACAAUACACCUGGGAACCGACCAAGCGCACAAGAGCGUCUCUUUGGUCCUCCAAAAGAUCCAGGAAGUGAUGAAGCGGCGACAUACACUGCGCGCCCAACCAGUAUGAUCAUACAGCCUAGUCAAGGACAAGGAUCGUUAGACAGGCAUCGACAUCCUUCUAACCCGCAGAGUUCAUACGACGGUACUUCAUCAUACGACUACACUGGUACGACCAACAAUGGUUCAGGAGUGGGCUCGUGUCGCCUGCCUCCUAACGCGCCUGACGACCUCAAAGUGGCACCACCUUCUAUCAACAAAAUGGAGCCGCCUCCUCCUCCGAACCCGACGGCCAUGUCACAGAGUAACAUGACGCAGAGCCCGCAACGUAACUCUAAUUCACACGAACACAAUUCACUCGAUUACAGAAGUCCAGAUAAUAAUUACAGGCCCCCCGAGUACCGAAGCCCCCAGACAAAUCGUCCUCCGCCCAUGAACGGGAACAGUCCACAUACGCCGAUGCACGCGCGAGGGCCGUCGUUACCCAACGUACCAACCAAUGACCAUGCCAAAUACAGUGGGCGUACAAAUUCUGCGUCUCAAGCGGAUUACGGAGGUCGCGGCGGAGCUCCCGUGCCGCCGUACAAACCUGUCCCUCCGCCCAAACCCAAGCACUACCGGCCGCCUGACAACUCACACCAUCCUAGGAAUGGGAGCAUGGAGCCCCCACCGGCGGGUCCCCCCGGACCGCGGCAGCCCGCACCCGCCGGGUUCCCAGGGUCCCCGCACUAUUCACACCAGCACUCACACUCACAACCACACAGGCCGCAUAACCACAACAACUACCAACAGCAAAAUAUGUACGGUGGUCAAAUGCCGCCGCAGUCACCACCCUACUCGGGACCACCGUCACACCACCGAGCGAUCAAUCUACCACACAAUCCACAUCUCAUAGAUUUAGCAGGCAGUAGAGAACAACGCGGGUCCGCAUUCGAGCUGUAUAGAAAACCCCAACACAUGCAUAACCUAAGUUCAUCAGAUGCCAUGAACUCAAGCGUGGAGCGCGACGAGACGUUCUCGCCAAAAACUAAAAAGAAAUUAUCUAAAAAGCCAUCGUUCAUUAAAAACGCCGUCCUUGACCUAUUCCGUUCGAAAACGAAAAAUUCACAAAAGGUGUCUCGACAGAAGUCACUGUGUGAAAGUGACUUGCAGCAGAGGCACAACGUGCCACAGAUGCCGAUGUUAAGACGAGAGAAGUCUGACCUCAGCGACAUGAGCAUACACAUGAGGAACCAACAAAUACGUAAUCAGAUGUUGCAAAGAAGCAACUCAUCCUCUUGUGAGAAACCGGUUUUGAAACCUAUUCUGAAACGACAGAGUUCAUUUUGCGACGAGAGAAACGGAUCUAUUUGUACCGUUAGAGAUUAUGACGCUAAACCAGUAAUGAAGAGCUUACGAAGACAAAAUUCUAUGUGUGACAUUGAAACAGAACCGAAAGUUACCCCACUGUUACGUAGACAGAACUCCCUCAUAGAGUAUAAUAGGAGAGGAAUCUACGGGCAGUCGCCCAGCUUUAAUAUGAUAACCAAAAUAGACCCCAUCUACCAAAGACAGCAACAAGUUAAACACGAACCAUUUCACCCCACACAACCGUUACCUCCAGAACCAGUUUACCAAAGUAAAGACCAUUUAGUUUACGACCCUAUACCUAAACCUCGAAGAACCUAUACCUCCGUAUAUGAUACUUCUACAGAAAACCCUUACGCAACCAGAUCUGAAAUGUCCAACCAGAGUUUCGAAAAUCCGUAUGGUAAUAAACAAACAAUGGAAAUGCCGUUAAUGGAUCCACCUUAUGCGACAAGGGCUGAAUGCGUUAGAGAGAGUCCAUAUGCAACAAGAGCUGAGUGUGUUAGAGAGAACCCUUAUGCAACUAGGGCAGAUGGCGCCAAGGAAAGCCCAUACGCUACAAGGGCUGAGUGUGUAAGAGAAAGCCCUUACGCUACAAGGGCUGAAUGUGUAAGAGAAAACCCUUACGCCACUAGAAGUGAAUGCAUAAGAGAGAGCCCAUAUGCCACUCGAGCCGAUUGUAUCAGGGAAAGUCCUUAUGCCUCUAGAGAAGAAUGUGCUAGAGAAAGCCCCUAUACAAAUAAACAAGAUAUUUCUAAGCUAUCUGAUUCAUUUUAUAGUGAAUCUCCUUAUUCUAGUAAAGAGCAAAUGUUGCGAACGAGGUUAACUCCUGAUAGUUCGUAUUCGACUAAGGAAGAGAUGUUACGGCAAAGAUUUUCUGAAUCACCCUAUAGCACAAAAGAGGACAUGUUAAGGCAAAGAAUGGACUUGUCUGCUAAAGAACCUUUGUACGGCAAAAGGACAUACGAUCCGCCGCCUAGCACAUCUUGGAAUGAGAAUCACUAUGGUGUAAGGCCAGACAGGAGGUUACAGACACCAGUGCACUUCCCUGGUAGGGUAUCUCCUAUGAGUAAAUGUAUGAGUGAGCCUCCGUAUGCUACCAGAACAGAAAUGAUGGCCAGAUUGGGUCAGACCGAAUCACCGUACGCCACUCGAGCUGAAGUAAAGUCCAGUUGCUCUGAUACACAAUAUGGUCCUCGCCACGAUAUGAUGGACAUGAGACCUGACGUAAGACCAGCUUCUGCAGAAUGUACUUACGUAUCGAAACAAGAAAUUCUAUCGCAGAAAGCUGCCUUAUUGGCUAAAAAAGAAUCAAGUUACAGUAUAAGAUUGGAAGAAAAACUUGAAAUAAUAAAACAGAGAAAUCAGGCUAAAAAAGAAAUGAUCUAUCAAACUAGAAAAGAGGCUAAUGAAAGUGAUUCUGUUAAGAUUAGGGAGCCUUUAUAUGUAUCGAAAAGAGAGUUGAAAGAGAGCGUUAUAUACGAGUCGCACCAGGAAACAAAAGAAGUGGCACAACCUGAAGAACAAGAGGGCAGUAGUAGUAGUGCCUGUAGCGCUAGAAGUAGCCCCUACGAGCUGGGGGAUGCCAAUCACUUGUCUCGAAGAGAACCCGUGUAUCAGACAAAGUCGGAAGCCGAGAGUGGCAUCGAAAGUGAAACAUUCCAAGAAAUAGAUUUUUCGAAACUCAGGCUAACAGAAUCAAAAACAGACGCAGAGAAACAAAAAUCAAAGAAUUUAGAAUCUAGUAUAUUAAAAGGCGAACCGAUGUAUGCUCCAAGAUUACACGGUAAAGCCGAUCACAUUUCCAACGCUUUGAAAGUAACUACGUCCCCAGUGCCUUACGAAUCCACUACAUCAAUGGAAACUCACUAUGCUUCAGAAUGUAGUAUGAACUUUGAGAAUAAACCGCAAAGCACUCCUUACACCUCACAGGAUUUACUAGAGCGAAACAACAAACCAAGCAGAAGUGUUACCUUCUGCGAACAGAUAUUGGAAAAGAGUCCAGAAACUAGCGGAGAGAAUUCACAAAGCAUGUCUUCGAGUCAGAAUGAAACUACUGUGAUUCAACAAAACACUACAGUGGUACCGUCUUCCUCUGACGCUAAUGAUUCUACGAGUAAACCGCAGGAGGUAGAACCGGACGGCCCACAUACAACGUGGGGAAUAUUUGAUAGCGAAGGGGGGGUGCUAGAAGAUAGGCAAUGGGGCGUCUCAUUAAUAAUACCACCAAAAGCGAUAGCUCCGGGAAUCAAGCAAAAAAUCUACUUUACGGUGUCUGAUCCGCGACUGAGCCAGCGUGUGGGGGGACCUCCCAUCGACAUGGACAACGGUGAAGCGAUGCUGUCCCCACUAGUGAUGUGCGGUCCUCAAGGCCUCGUGUUUCUGAGACCUGUGACUCUGCGCCUGCCACAUUGCGCGAACGCAGUCCCAUCUCUAGGCCUCACGAUCAAAGCUACCGACACCGAAGCACAUCUCAGCACAGAUUGGGACCAAAUUCACCUCCCUGCGACAACCACAUUAAAUACUGUAGCAGUUAAAGUUGAUCACUUUUAGAAAUGACAAAUCAAAAUUCUAAAAUUCAAUGAGAAAUCGCAUUUAAAAUACAGCAUUUACGUGUCGAUGCUAUCAUUUUUGUUAAAACCGUUUUU